Molecule: messenger RNA, 1113 nt
Organism: Fraxinus pennsylvanica
Lineage: Eukaryota; Viridiplantae; Streptophyta; Magnoliopsida; Lamiales; Oleaceae
Source: the annotation of a GenBank genome assembly
AUGAGGGAAGCAAGCUCAAUGUUCUCAUCGCCCAUGCCCGUACAUUUACAAAUGGAAUCUAAGAGGCAAAAAAUAAGGGAAGACUUAUCUUUAGCUUCAGUGAAGUCGAUUUCGCAGCCACGGAUGAGUCCAAAGGAGAAGAGUCGGAAGGCACAAUCUAGGGCAGGGUCAACAACCUUUGGGGAGGCGGAUUCAAUAGCCAUGAUGACAGGGGUGGAGAACCAAUUUGGCAUCGGGAAUUCUGAUUCUCCUACUGCUCCUGCAUUAUACAUUUUUGCUGAGUUUAUUGGAUUGCCAUAUUCACCUCCAUACUUGAGUUUAAGAGGAUCACCAGAGUUGACAGGGCUGAAUUUUGCAUCAGCAUCCAGUGGCAUUCUUCCUGAGACUGGAAAAUCAACUGGUAAAUGCUUGAAUUUCGUUGAGCAAAUCGACUUGUUUAACCAUACGGUUGAACAGGAAUUGCCCAAGCACUACAAAACCUCGUCCGAAGUUUCAGAUUAUUUGUCAAAAUCAGUGUUUGUCAUUACUAUCGGCAGCAACGACUACCUCAACUAUAUUAAACCACAGUUAUUACCACCAAAAAGCCGUUAUGAUCCUCAAUCUUUUGCCAAACUUCUCAUAGACAACGUAUCCCAACAAUUUCAGAGACUGUACGAAAUAGGAGCAAGGAAAAUAAUAAUGUUUGAAAUUGGACCUAUUGGAUGCAUUCCAUCAGUUACAAGGAAGUUUAAGCCCAGUGGACGAUGCGUGGAGAAGAUUAACCAGCUCGCAAUAACCUUUAACGACCAGUUAGCCACCUUGCUUAAGAAUUUGACAUCAACAUUGCAAGACUCGGAAUUUACACUUGGUCGAGUUCAUAUGCUUAGCUAUGAUGCCGUCAUAAAUCCAUCUAAUUAUGGUUUAAAAGACUCGAGUAAUCCGUGCUGCAUUACAUGGGCUAAUGGGACUUCAGGCUGCAUUCCAUUACUGCCGGCAUGCCAUGAGCCGGACAAACACUACUUCUGGGAUGGCUUUCAUGUAACAGAAGCUGUAUAUAAGGUCGUUGGAACCCGCUGUAUCAACGGUACUUCUGUUUGCAUUCCUAAAAACAUUAAAGACCUCGUACAGAUUUGA